CAGUACCUGCCAGUACCUGCCGGUAACGUUCAUGGUGGAUCCUCGUCUCUGCUGACGCUGCACGCCGCGCUGCUUCUCCAAUGGCCAUCGGCCUCUCGCCCCACCACCGCUUCCUCGCCGCCGUGAGCCGCCUGCCCUCGAACCACCACCGCUUCCUCACCUCCUCCUCCGCCGCGCCUCGGAGCAGCUGCAGAGUCCGCUGCUCCGCCCGCUCGAAGGCAUCCCCGGAGUCGUCCGAUGUGAAGCAAAGCGCGGCCGCGGUUCGAAGCUCGUCGCCCGAACCUCGUGCCGAGGUUAAGAAGGCGGGGGGUGCGACUCCGACGAAGUCGCUGAAUUGGGUCGAUCGCGUUCUGGAAAGUUGGAGGGAUGGAUUUAGGUUCAGCGAAAUCGGGUUGGAGGUUCUGUCCAUUGCUUUACCGGCUGCUCUGGCUCUGGCUGCUGAUCCCAUCACGUCCUUGGUGGACAGUGCUUUUGUUGGUCAUUUAGGAUCAUCCGAACUGGCAGCAGUUGGAGUAUCAGUUUCUGUGUUCAAUCUGGUUUCGAAAUUGUUUAAUGUUCCCUUGCUCAACAUUACCACAUCAUUUGUAGCUGAAGAGCAGGCCGUGGUGAAUAACGGUAGUGAUGAUUAUCGUCAACUCGGUGAUGGUUUUGCUGAGGAGCAAAAAACAAAGAAGCUCCUUCCAUCAUUAUCAACUUCAUUAGCACUGGCUACUGGCAUUGGGAUUGCCGAAAGUAUUGCACUUUCAGCUGGCUCAGGUUUCUGGAUCAAUUUGAUGGGCAUAUCUGUUGAUUCACCAAUUAGAAUACCGGCUGAACAGUUCUUAUAUUUGAGAGCUUUUGGUGCUCCAGCUAUUGUAGUAGCACUUGCUGCACAAGGUGCUUUUCGUGGAUUUAAGGACACAAAGACACCUCUAUAUGCCAUAGUUGCUGGCAACUUAUUGAAUGCGUUUCUGGAUCCAAUUUUGAUAUUUCUUUUUGAUCUUGGCAUUGGUGGUGCUGCAGCAGCAACAGUGACUUCUGAAUAUUUGAUAGCUUUAGUCCUGCUAUGGAAGCUGAAUGAUGAAGUAUUACUGAUCUCUCCAAAUUUUGAUGGGAGAAAAGUUAUCCAAUAUCUGAAAUCAGGUGGCCUUCUCAUUGGCAGAACCUUAGCAGUUCUUGUUACUAUGACUUUGGCAACAUCAAUGGCUGCUAGGAGGGGCCCUAUACCUAUGGCUGGUUAUCAGAUCUGCACACAAGUAUGGUUGACUGUAUCUCUGCUUACUGAUGCUCUAGCAAUUGCUGGCCAGGCUCUUCUUGCCCGUGGUUACUCCCAAGGAGACUAUGAGCAAGCACGUGAAGUGAUAUACAUGGUUCUUCAGAUUGGUGUGGCCACUGGUGUUGCUCUAGCUGUCAUUCUUUUUGUUGGGUUCGGAGCCUUUUCAAGAUUAUUCAGCACGGAUUCUGAAGUUUUGGAAAUUGCUUUGUCGGGUAUUCUGUUCGUUGCUGGAUCUCAACCAGUGAAUGCUGUGGCAUUUGUUAUUGAUGGGCUCUACUAUGGGGUUUCGGAUUUUGGAUAUGCUGCCUAUUCCAUGGUCUUUGUUGGAGUGGUUUCUUCUGCUUUUUUACUGGCAACAGCUCCCACAUUUGGUCUUGCCGGAGUUUGGGCAGGGUUGUUUCUCUUCAUGACAUUGCGGGUAGUGGCUGGCAUUUGGAGAUUAGGAACAAAAGGUGGACCAUGGAAAAGGAUUUGGUCCGAGGCAGAGCAGGGAAGUGACUGAUAUCAAAUCGAGUUUGUACAUGUUGCUUUUCCCGGUGAGCUUAUAGCAAGUGCCACAGAGGACUUGAGCCAAAUGGAGUUCCCGAGAAGCAUGGUACUUCCCCUCGGGAGUAGUUCGCUCUUCAAGUGUCUUUUAUCCCCAUUAACAGCUAAUUGGAGCAAUGCCGUCACCAAAACAGAAAUUAAGCUACCAGAAAUAAGUGGUGAGACGGAAGAUGCUGAAUUUUGAUGGCAAUGGCUGGCCUGCACUCUUUGCAUCUUGACCAUACAGUUCUCGCUGGUUCACCUAUAUAUACCACCCCAAAGCAUACCAACUGCACCUCACAUUGAUGGCUUCCGAAUUAUCGAAUCAAACGAUUUUAUCUUCCUCUUUUUUACUAAGAGCUCUCUGGAUGGCGCAUCUGGAGUUCUGCUCGUAUCUCUGUAGUUGUUUAUUAGCUCACUCAACCUUGCCGUGGUUUUCUGACCUGUUAUUGAAUCUUUUGCUUGAUAUGGUUACCUGCCCUCGAGCAAUGUACUUGUAAUCAUCCUGAAGUGAUGGAACCACAUGAGUUGGGACUUCUAAUGAUAUCCAUAUAUUCUUGUAUGUUUAACUUUGA
Eucalyptus grandis is the source of this 2355-nucleotide messenger RNA. Its product is annotated as protein DETOXIFICATION 44, chloroplastic. Gene Ontology annotation, biological process: transmembrane transport. NCBI's taxonomy places the organism in Eukaryota, Viridiplantae, Streptophyta, Magnoliopsida, Myrtales, Myrtaceae. The transcript is spliced from 13 exons. Gene Ontology annotation, cellular component: membrane. The record is from RefSeq and is a predicted model, not a curated record. The coding region runs from base 81 to 1757 and encodes 558 amino acids. Gene Ontology annotation, molecular function: antiporter activity; xenobiotic transmembrane transporter activity.